AUGGAAAAUAAAAAUACACACAGAAAAGUUGUUUUUAAAUAUAACGAAUUACUUUCUAACGCGAGUUGUAACAAUGAUGGUGCCGCCAUUAACGAAUUUUACGAGUAUUUAAGUGACGUAUCUCAAAACAUGCAUCCAGCAAUCAAUCCAAUCGAAGGAUGGUGUGUUCCAAAUGAAAAAAGAAUACCAAUCAUAAUUUCAUCAUAUCAGCCCCGCGGAUGUGUUAACUUGCAUACUAUUAGAACUCUCAAUCCAACAUUGAAAUGGGUAACUGCAAUCGGAAUUUCAUCUGCAAUUAACUACUUGCAUCGUAACCACGUUUAUAAUCUUAACUUAAAACCAAGUAACAUACUUCUUAGUGACGAUUUCCGUCCUAAAUUAUCUGAUUACGGACUCACAUCCAAAUUACAAACUCAUAUGAGGCCAAAUCAAAACAUUGGAACCAUAAUUUAUAUGGCACCAGAGUUGCUUACCAAACAAUUCUCCAUUACACCCAAAGCUGAUAUCUAUUCCUUUGGUUUAAUUUUGUAUUUAAUUUUCGCAGAAAGAUGUGCUUAUAAUGAUAGUGAUAAUCCACUUACGCAGAUCAUGGCCUUCUCAAAGGGAGUAAGACCACACAUUUUCGAAGGUGUUCCUCCGGUUGUUGUCGAUCUUAUUAAGCAAAUGUGGCAAACUAACCCAGAUUACAGACCAACGGCUGCAGCAGUAUACGAUAUGCUUAUUAAUGGCGUCAGAGACCUUGUUGACAGCCUUGAUUUCGACAUUAUUGUUCCAUAUCUUCGCGAUAUCUUCGAUUACGAACACGGAUGUGCCUUGGCAUCAUUUGGAGAUGCAAGAGGCAAAUUCUCUGCUAUGAAAGUCCUUUAUAACAACGUUGAUACACCAAAUAUCCAUAAAAUGUGUUUGGAAGAGAUCAAAAUCAUAGCAGAUGUAGGAGAAAGAGAUGCCCGUGCAUUCAUGGCCAAGAUAACUGGCGACGGAUACGAAGAUUCCAAGGAACCAGAAAAAGAUAUCAAACUCGACCUCAAAAAGAAGAAACACAAACCGAAAGCAAUGCGUCCUAAGGUCCCCAACAAGGAAAUUGUGGAAGCAGCCAAUUCCGGUGACAGAGAAAAAAUCCGAAAUCUUCUUAACGACGAUGUCGAUGUUAAUUCCAUUGAUAAAGAUGGCGAUACUGCUCUUCAUGUUGCCUGCAAGAAGAAUGACCUUACUUUGGCCCAACUUCUCCUUAGUAUUGAAAAAAUUGAUGUAAAUUACCAGAACAAGAAAGGAUAUACACCUUUGCAUGAAGCUUCCAGAAUGGGUGCAUCAGAAAUAGUCAAUGCUCUGCUUCUUGUCAAAGGAAUCAAGCUGACUGUUCCAGAUAAGAUGGGAUACUCUGCUUUGGACUGGGCGGCUAAGGAUGAGAUCAAAACUGCUUUAACUAAAGCAGGUGCUGAAUCAUGCAAAGCUGCAACUAAUGCUCAAGACACAAAGAAAUAA
Messenger RNA from Trichomonas vaginalis G3, 1482 nucleotides. RefSeq names its product protein ubiquitination. Gene Ontology annotation, biological process: protein phosphorylation. Gene Ontology annotation, molecular function: protein binding; ATP binding; protein kinase activity. The record is from RefSeq and is a predicted model, not a curated record. NCBI's taxonomy places the organism in Eukaryota, Parabasalia, Trichomonadida, Trichomonadidae. The transcript has a single exon. Bases 1 to 1482 code for a protein of 493 amino acids.